AAUGGAUUUACUUUCUAUUUUUGAAAAGUACUCGAUGGAUAGCUUCCUUUUGGCAAACACUGGAGCAGAUGAGCAACUACAAAUAAUAGAAAACAGUGAACUAAUUGAAGGACUGUAUAAAGGGCAGGAAUUGGCUUUGGAAAGAGUUUUUCAUCCCCACUUGUGGAGUGAUUUUAUUUUCAAAAUAGUUGGUAAAAUGCAGAAAUUGAGAAAAUAUGUUGCUAUUACCUCCGAAUUUUUAACCAAGGUAAUGAACGCUAGAAAAGUUGUAAAGAAAAAUGUGCAAGAAUAUGCUGGUCUAAAAUCCAAACCAAUUAUGGAUUUAAUGUUGGACAUACAUGAAUUUAAAGACUCUUAUAUCAUCAAUGAAAUGCGAACUUUUUUUUAUGCAGCUGUUGAAACUUCUGGUUCUAGUUUAGCUUUUACAUGUAUUCUACUGGGAAUGAACCAAGAUGUACAAACAAGAUGCUAUGAAGAAGUUAUAGACGUUGUGGGAAUAAACAAACAAAUUGAAUUUUCCGACUUACCCAAGUUAAAAUAUUUAGAUAUGAUUUUAAGCGAGUCGUUAAGGAUUCUUCCAAUUGUACCAUAUAUUGGGAGACACAGUUCUGCUCCACUUGAUUUAAGCAAGUAUCAAGAAACAAUUUUAGACGGUGUAACAAUUCCGGAAGACAUAGAUAUCCUAAUACCCAUAUUUCGUCUACACAGAAAUCCAAAAUAUUAUCCAGAUCCUUUGAAAUUCAACCCGGAACGAUUUUCACCGGAACAAAUUGCAAAGCGGCCACAGUAUGCGUACAUUCCUUUUUCGGGUGGUCCCAGAAACUGUAUUGGCUGGAAAUAUGCAACGAUGAUGAUGAAAACUACUUUGGCAAAUAUAGUGAGAAAUUUUGAAAUUCAAUCGAGUUAUAAAAAUGUCGAAGAUAUUCGAUUGGAAGCACAAAUUUUAAUUAGGGCUGUUGAUACAAUGGACUAUUUGGUCUCCAGCGACAUUUACUUACUAACAGUAGGUAGUGACUUUCUUAUGGGACACAACGUUUUCAACAACGCAGCUAUAUAG
Molecule: messenger RNA, 1057 nt
Organism: Aethina tumida (small hive beetle)
Lineage: Eukaryota; Metazoa; Arthropoda; Insecta; Coleoptera; Nitidulidae
Product: cytochrome P450 4C1-like
Exons: 7
Coding region: 2-1057 (351 amino acids)
Molecular function (GO): heme binding; iron ion binding; monooxygenase activity
Source: RefSeq, a predicted model, not a curated record